AGGGAAAAGAAGCAUCCAAUCAGCGAGCAAGCUGACCAUAGAGAUUUAAAUUUUAAAAGGAUAGCGCGGCCCAUCCUGACUCUUCCGAGGAAAGUCGUCACUCAGCCUCUCAAGUGGGAUUCUCUAAAGACGCCGCGUAGAGAUAGGAGGAGGAAUUAGAGCGUUGCGCAUGGCGUCACUUCCCGUCCCAUCUUUGGAGUCCUGAGGCUUGUGUUCCCACGGUUCUCUCUGCGGGAGUUGCAGAGUGGUCCGUCCCCUCCAUGGUUCGUGCGGAAAACCAACCCCACACCCUCAGUUCUGGUCGUCUUUUCUCUGUCGUACUGACUACAGCCCUUUUUUCCUAAGUCUAAAGAACUGAAUUUGUGCUGCACUUCCUCCAACCUCUGUAAUCUUCAUGUCUCCUCGUUUUCCGGAAGUGACCAGGAAAAAUGGAUUCUGAUUUGUCGCAUACAAUCCAAGAAGCAAUUGGCAUUCUCAAUUCCUGCAAAGAUGGCAUCCAGAUAUCUAAGACCUUGUGCACAGUUAAGAGCUAUCUGGAUGGAAGUAAUGUUUCACCGAAAGAAAAAGAAGAAUUUAUCCACAGUCAUUUUACUCCCUUUCUGCAAUGUCUUAUAUGUAACCUGAGUCCUGAUUGGGAGGAGCAGUUCCAGGAAAAUAAGCAGAAGGAAUUAUGGCUUAGCUUUUUCUUGGAAGGACCAGCAGAGCAAUCUUUUAUGGUUCUUUUGGACUCCAUCAUUUCUACAGAGCCCAGUUUUCGUCUGAAUAAAGUUGUUGAUGUCCUGGAGCAGUUCCUUCAGCAAACCGGACUGUCUGAUUUGAUGUGGGAGGUCUGCAAGCAACAGACGCAAGUUGGUGUUCCACCUCUGCAAGAAGCUAUUCUCAGCCGGGUCGUCUGUCUCCCCGACCACUUGGGCAACAAACUCCAGGAACGUAACCGGCCCAUAUUCUUUCCCCAGAACUACUUUCCGUUGCUCGGCACGGAAAUUAUCAGGGUGCUAGAAAAGAUUUUUGCUUCACUUCGAGGUGGCUUGGACUGCUCAAUCUCAUUUGUGUCUCAAGUGCUAGGAAAGACAUGUGUGCAUGGAAAACAACAAGAAAUCUUGAACGUCUUGGUGCCCCAGCUGACCGAGCGCACCCAGUCUGAUUGCAUCUGGCAGAGAAUGUGCUGGCGGUUGGUUGAAAGUGUGCCAGAUCGCUGGAUGGAAGCCGUGAUCUGUGGCUUUGUUCGGGUCUCAGCGAGGCCUGCUGCGUUGUCACGGUUGUUGGGAAAUGUGGUCGUCAAAAGCAAGAAGGCUCAGUUUGUCAUGACCCAGAAAUUGCUGCUGCUUCAGUAUAGCUAUCCGACAUCAGUGUUGCAGACGCUCCUUGGGUACUUGGCCCUGGAUAGCACGCGGCGUCCAUUACUGAACAAAAUUUUGAAAGAGCUGCUGGAGACCUGGGGAAGCAGCAGCGCAGUAAAGCACUCUCCCGCAGAGCAGCAGCUGUACAUCAGCAAGGCCAUUCUGAUCUGCCUCUCUCAUCUGAAAGAAGAGGAAAUAAUGAGUAGCAGGCAAGAGCUGCUCACAAGCCUGAUGGAAGGGAUGAAGUGCCAUCUGGACAGCAACCUGCCGCGCAUCCGUCACAUGGGGAUGGUUGUGGGAGAGUGUGUCAGCGCUAGGAUGAUGCCUGAAGGGCCAGCUUUGAAAUUUGCGGUAAACCAGCGGAGAGAGAAAUUUCUUUUUAUGGAAAAAAAAUAUAUUCCUCUGGAUUCUGUGGUCCUGACUGGGCCUGAAGAUGCAGACAAAUGGGAAGCCACAGUGAGCGUCCUGGAGACACUCAUUCGAAGGAACGCAGCCGCUGCGAGAGAGGCGAGCGUCGAGUUGGCCAAAGUCCUGCUGCAUCUGGAAGAGAAAAGCUACAUCGCAAGCUUUGCGGAGCUUCGACAAGGCGCUUUGGUGGCCGUCCUUGUCACCGACCCCGUCACGGUCACCCGGUAUCUCACCUCUGAAUUUUACUCCCUGAAUUACAGCCUUCGCCAGCGGAUGGACAUCCUGGAUGCACUGGCCGGGGCAGCCCGCGAACUCUCCCGGCCCCUCUGCCUGGAAUCGAAACCGCUUCCAAGCCUCAAACAUCCCAGCAUCCAGGUCCUGUCCAGUGAUGGUUCUUCUCCAGUUUGGCAGAAAGUGGUGGACGAAAGGAUCAAAAAGAAGACACGAAGGUUUGCAAAGGGUCCCUCCCACGUAGAGCCGUCCUCCGCCCCCAACAGAUUUGCUCCAGUGGCCGGUCAUUUCUUCUUCCCACUUCUUCAGAACUUUGACAGGCCCAUGACCACCUUUGACCUCCUGGGAGAUGACCACCUGGUACUGGGCCGGCUGCUGCAUACAUUAGCCAUCCUGAUGCACUGUGCUGCCAACAGCGGGGUAGCAACUGCAAUGGGAAAGGCGCUCCUCGAGUUUGUUUGGGCCCUGCGUUUCCACGUAGAUGCGUAUGUGCGCCAGGGCCUUCUCACUUCGGUCUCCUCCACACUCCUCAGUGUCCCUGCCGAGCAUCUUCUUGAAGACAUGACAGAGGAGCUUAUGGAAACCCGCUUCUGGCUGGCAGAUGUUGCAGAGAAAGACCCAGAUGGCGACUGCAGGAGUUUGGCACUGCAGAGCCUGCUGUUGAUGGAAAACCUGAAAAAGAAACUGGAAACGGUUCCUUUCUCGUGAAGGAGAUGCUCUUUGUCUACCCUCUGGCUAGUUGGUGGUUCAGAAUUUGUCUCGUAAUCCCUGCUUGAAGCAAAGACAGGAAGGAGGACUACUGAGAUACAGGGGCUCUUUAAUGACAAACUGAUCAGGUCUGAUAAAAUGGUCUAAAAGUCAUCUCAACAUCAGCACUCUGUACAUGGAGUAAGGUGACCGUGCGACAGAGUGGUGGUGCAAAGUCCUGUGAUUUUGUUUCAUUUGCAAAAGUUAUUUCUAGAUCAUCUUUAAACCCUAAUGCCAGGGUGUACAAAAAUGCACAGUCGUUUUACUCAGAUAACCCUCCGUUACAGGGGUGGGGAACUUUUUGUGCCUUGAGGGUUGAAUUGGUUUUGGGUAGUUAUGCUGAAGGGAGGGAGCAUGGAGUGGGGCCAGAGCUGAAAUGUGGUGGAUUUGGCUCCACAUGGCUCUUCCAGCAUCACUGCGUAAUUCAUUCACAUAGGGGACCAGCUGCUUAUACAAACGUUUUAAUUCUGUUCUAAGUGCUCAGCUAGAAAGAUACAUACGCAUGUGAUGUGAACACAGAUGAAAAGCAGCCAUCUCUGGGCCACUGUACUGAUUGUUCAGGAUUUAUGUGGUGCACACAUGUUCUGCCCUGCUUGCCCUCCCUGUUUGGAAGCUGUCUGGAAACUAGGGAGGGGAUCUCCAGGGACUCCCUGCGCAAGUGAUCACGGAUGAGCGGUGAUUCCUUCUCCUUCACUGCAUCAGCUUCGAAACCAGGAGGGACUGCCUCCAAACCCUCCACAGGCCCUUGCUCUCCAGACUGGCCGUGGGCAAAAGAAAACUGUUCCCCUCACUCACUCACCCCUGCUUGGGUUUCAUCAUGCUAGCUUUCCAACAAUAGGUAAGGAAGAACAAUGUGGUUGUUGUGGGUUUUUCAGGCUCUUUGGCCUUCAGAACACGGCCAAAGAGCCCGAAAAACCCACAACAACCAUUAUAUCCCAGCCGUGAAAGCCUUUGCAAAUACGAAGAACAAUGUAUUUGCCUGACUUCUCCCCCCCUAAACUCAAAACUGUUCAGAUGUGUAAAAAUAAACUCCAUACCUUUGUGUUUCAAAAAAAUGUAAUAAACUGUAUUAAAAUA
Pogona vitticeps (central bearded dragon) is the source of this 3803-nucleotide messenger RNA. The record is from RefSeq and is a predicted model, not a curated record. NCBI's taxonomy places the organism in Eukaryota, Metazoa, Chordata, Lepidosauria, Squamata, Agamidae.